GUUUUACCGCGAAACAAACUGUCAGAGCUACCGCCAUUUUAUUUACUUUUUUUAAAAUGAAUUCAAAGUUAGCAUCCGUUCUAUUGGCGUACUGCCUUUUCCACUAUUUGACCGGGGCUGAGGGUUCAUUUAUAAAACCUAAUAAUGUACCAAGGGUUGGAAGAAGUAAUGAAGAAAUUAAUCCGUUCGACCAAGGAUCUAUGGGUUAUGUUAUCAAAACAAAUAAGAAUAUACCACGCAUGGGCAGAAGGAAUUUUGACUCGGAAAAUCGCUAUGACAUCCCCAAAUUCUAUCAGCUUCCUUCAGAAAAAUAUGAUGUUUAUGAAGGGGAACAGCAAGAAUACAGUCAAAUCCCGAUAGAAGCCUUCUAUCCUAAACAAAUGGAAAACCUAAGACGAUAAUUUAGGUUCAAAUUAAACGAGGAA
This is a messenger RNA of Spodoptera exigua (beet armyworm), 425 nucleotides long. Lineage: Eukaryota; Metazoa; Arthropoda; Insecta; Lepidoptera; Noctuidae. The record is from the annotation of a GenBank genome assembly.